UCAAUCGCUGUCCUUAGGUAAAGACGGAGCAAGGAAAAUGGCCGAAGGAUUAUGGAUCGUGCGUAGUCCGGACUGGAAACUGGAAAAUGACGAUAAGGAGGAGGGUCACGUGGGCACAGUUGUCAAGGACAACGGAAAACAAACGUAUGACGUUUACUCGGACAUGGUUGGAAAGUCCACAUGUCAAGUCGGUGAAGGCGGGAAAUUUGACCUGCACAGUUUAGACAAUGCACCAGUUGGUGGAUCUGGAAAUACAGGAAAGAUAGAAGACCUCCGAGGAAAUGGAUCAGGUGUAGGCGGAAGAAACGCGGUGCGCGUGCGUUGGGAAACAUCAGGGGAGGCAAAUGUGCAUCGUGUUGGGUGCCACGGGAAGGUUGAUCAACAAUGUGUAGAAGAAGAUCUUGGGAGCUCUUAUUACCGAGAACACUUUCCAGUUGUUGGAAAAGUUGAAAAGAAGAGGGAAAAGUCGGUAUCUAUAGACAAAUCACCUGAGUCAUUGCUAAAUAAGGGAGAUAAAUGUGUUAUCGACAUACCUGAGGAGCCAUUAAAAGAACUACAGCAAAGAUAUGGAGGAUGGUCCAGUAGAAUGUUAGAGUGCAUAGGCGAAAUUGGAGUAGUGAAAAAUUUCCCCGACGACAACGCAGUCGAAAUUGAAUACAAAGGAAAGAUUUACCAGUUUCACGCAGGCGCAGUCAGAAAGGUUUACGAAGUUAAAGUGGGAGAUGUGGUACAGGUUCUGAAAGAUGAAACAAAGGCCAUUCUCCUCCAAAGAAAUCAUGGUGGUUGGAAUGCUGACAUUAAAAAAUCGCUUGGGAAGGUGGGUAAAGUGAUGAAGAUAGACUCAGAUGGUGACGUAGCUGUUGCCUUUGGUUACCAGGCCUGGCUAUAUAACCCUGGUUUGCUGAUCCCUGUUACAGAGGGCAAUGUUGAUGUUCUGGAUGACGAGACUGACAAAGAAAGUGAUGAGGAGGACGAAGAUGACUUCAGUGGUUCACAAAACCGUGAUGAAAAACUCCAGGAAGGGACAAAUCUUACAAAGCUGGUGGCACAUUUGUUACUCAGAAAAGCAUCGGGUGCUCAAAAGCUGACUGUCGAUUCAGAGCAAAUGUUCAAUGCUUGCGCAGAUGGCAAUAUCGGGGCAGUAAAUCAGUUGAUUCAGAGAAACAAAGAUCUGGUUAACAGCUGGCAUGAGCAUCUGAGUCCAUUAAUGGCUGCUGGACACCAAGGACAUGAAAACGUUGUCAAAUUAUUGUUACAAAAUGGAGCUCGUAUAAACGCAAGCAAUAAAGACGGCAUGACACCUUUGAUGGUAUCAAUAGCAGGUAAAGAGACGGACAGUUCUAUUUGUUUGAUAAAAAACAAAGCCGAUGUUAAUGCUUGCAACAAACAAGGACGAACUCCUGCACAUUUUACAGUGCAGUUUGAACUUUAUUCGGUUUUGAAUACAGUUCUGGAAGCAGGGGCAAGUCUAAAUAAACAGGAUGUUAAAGGAAACACCCCGCUGCAUGACGCCAUUGCAAAGAGAAGUGACAGGGCCGUCAAUAUAUUUCUGAGUCAUCCCCAAAUAAACCUGAAGUUACCAAACAAACAAAAACACACACCGUUGAUGUGGGCAGCGAUGAAGGGCCACGAGUUCGCGGUUGAACGUUUGAUCGAAAUGAAGCACAGUCUGGUAAACGCCCAGAAAAAGGAUGGAUACACCGCUCUUCAUAUUGCUGCAAUAAACGAUCGCCAAGAUUCUGCUAAUAUGUUAAUCUUAAAGGGAGAAGCCCAAAUUAAUUUACAAAAUCGGCAGGGAUUAUCACCGCUUCACAUAGCAGCCAACGAAGGAUAUGACAAGAUGGCUGAACUUUUGAUUGAAAACGGAGCUGACAUGGAUUUACGAGAUAAUGACGGAGACACCCCCUUACAUCUGGCUUUGAGUGGACGCCGACAGACGGAAGGAAUUGGCCCACUUUAUGGGCUUAGUGUUAAUCCAAAUGCACAAAACCAAGAGAGAUAUAACAUAGCUGUCUUGCUGCUUCAGAAGGGGGCGGACUACAACAUUAACAACAAGAGAGGUAACUCUCCCCUAGAAGUGUGCAGGAACGGCCAGCUGAUAAUUGACGUUAGCAACUUCAUCCAGAAAAACAGACAAACUAGUAGAUCAUCAACAGGCAGACAACCUAGCAGACCACCAAAAGGCGGACGAAGCCCUAAACCAUCCAAGAGUAGGUCCGGGGCUAGCAGACAGUGUACUUCGGAAGCCCAUGCCCUCCAUAAGCUGUUAACAGAGCUGCCCAUCCUCUGUGCUAGAUGCAAACACUCCAUGGCCGACACACGCCUUAACCCCUGUAAACACAAGGUCGUAUGUGGGGACUGUAGCUUCAAAUGUCAUGUUUGCCCUCUGUGUAAAGUUCCUGUCUCCAACAGAUGUAAUAGGAAAGGUCGAAUCCAGACCGAUCCUUGCUUUGUGCAGUGAACAGACGGUCAGUUCCAUGAAUUGAUAAUCAUUUUACUUUUUUAUCACAUGAUGUUGAUGAAACCUUAUAUGAAAGAGUACAAUAGACAUUGAUAUAGUGAAUAGAUUAUCUUGUUAAUACAAACAUGUCUCAAGAGGACUGGACGGUCUAUCAUAUUAUUUUUCUUCUUGAGAUGAAGAGCUAUGUAUAAACUUGGAAAGUAUUUAGAUUUUAAAUCUUAGUUGUUUAGAUUUUUUAAACUCAAUUAUACUAUAUGGCCAAAAUGAUAAAAUCUAAAAUUUCAAAUAAAUCUGAUUUGUAAUUUGUUGAAAAUACAACUUAACAACAUAUAUUAAAUGGUGGUGGUUAUUAAUGUUUGAGACAUCGUCAAAGUCAGAACAUUCAUUUAAGGCCGAGGUCUAGUAAAUAAAAGGUGUCUACAGGUUUAUAAAAUUUAAGAUAUAGAUUCUUGCAAUGAUGCUUCAUAACAAUAGUUUUUUUGAUAGAGUGUACCGGGGCUAAAGUUUUUGGUCAACACAAUGAAAAAUAAUGUUUUAAACUGUCAUUUUCAAUGAAUUAUGAGAGAAAUACGAGUUUUGUCCAUUUUUGGCAAAUAAAAUAUAUCUAGAAUGCCUACAGUCUCUCCAAAAAGGAAUUUAACAAACUCUUGACCUCUUUAGAAUGAUAUCAAAUUGAACAUAGGUAUCGGGAUUACUUUUCCCAUGAUUUAACAUUGAAUGUCAAGAAAUUGUUUAAUUUUCAUCAUAAUCCAUUAAAGCCGUAAAGUAUGGGAAAAAAUCUUUAAAUCAAUUAUGACGACAUAAUGGUUCUGGCAUCAAAAAGACACUCUGGAAUCAUUUACUAGAUCUUGACCUUAAGGUAAACAAAAGUUGUAAUUUUUAUUUUUGCAAUGGUGUGAUAUACAAAACAUGAUAUGCAAGUCGCUCAGAGGUAGUCGCUCUUAGCUGCAUUGUGAUAUCUUUUAAUUUUACUAUCAAUCCAUAUGGAAUGUUUUCUGUUUACUUGAGAAAUUGAUACAUUCGUUAAUCACUUUCUACUAUUACUUUUGUGAUGUCAGUAUACAUACAUGUACGCGUACAUUAAAAUUAAAAAAAAAUUGAACUGUUUUUUGUUGAAUUGUCACAAGUGACUCGUCAAUUUUAUGUACAGAUUUUAAAUUAUAUGA
This is a messenger RNA of Magallana angulata, 3627 nucleotides long. RefSeq names its product E3 ubiquitin-protein ligase MIB2-like. The coding region runs from base 38 to 2461 and encodes 807 amino acids. NCBI's taxonomy places the organism in Eukaryota, Metazoa, Mollusca, Bivalvia, Ostreida, Ostreidae. The record is from RefSeq and is a predicted model, not a curated record. The transcript has 19 exons. Gene Ontology annotation, molecular function: metal ion binding; protein binding; ubiquitin-protein transferase activity. Gene Ontology annotation, cellular component: cytoplasm. Gene Ontology annotation, biological process: protein ubiquitination.